AUGGCUGCACGCUUUAGCGAAAAGCCCCCAAUCCCUCAUGCAGGUAGACCCCUGCCAAAAUCUCGCCGAAAGGCUAGCCGUAGUGGAUGUCUCCCACCCGGACCUACAUCCGACCUGACGACGGAGCUGAAAGCCCGCGUGGUAUUCGAACUAGAGCACUCGCUUCGCAUCGUCCCGAGUGACCAACGUCGCCAGCUGUACCCACUCUACGAUGCCAUUGGGUUGUAUUCACGAAACACAAAGCACGUUGCUGAACACCGCUUCUAUCGGCCCACCCUUAACGGGAGCCAAAACACCAUCUUUAGGCGUUUUUGA
This is a messenger RNA of Pyrenophora tritici-repentis Pt-1C-BFP, 315 nucleotides long. NCBI's taxonomy places the organism in Eukaryota, Fungi, Ascomycota, Dothideomycetes, Pleosporales, Pleosporaceae. The record is from RefSeq and is a predicted model, not a curated record.